Molecule: messenger RNA, 1354 nt
Organism: Acomys russatus (golden spiny mouse)
Lineage: Eukaryota; Metazoa; Chordata; Mammalia; Rodentia; Muridae
Gene: Dlk1
Product: delta like non-canonical Notch ligand 1
Exons: 5
Coding region: 186-1337 (383 amino acids)
Biological process (GO): negative regulation of Notch signaling pathway
Cellular component (GO): membrane
Molecular function (GO): calcium ion binding
Source: RefSeq, a predicted model, not a curated record
CGCGGGCCGCAGCGGCAGCUCCUCGGCAGCCGCACUUAGCAGCGUGCGCCCCGGUGCAACCCUGGCUUUCCCACCUCUGGACGCCCGUGCCCCCUUCAUCGUUCGCAACCAGAAGCCCAGUGCAGCCCCCGGAGCACCCUCUGCACCUCCUCCGCUCCCCGGACCGCGACCCAGGCCGCCCCGAGAUGACCGCGACCGGAGCCCUCCUGCGCGUCCUCUUGCUCCUGCUGGCUUUCGGCCACAGCACCUAUGGGGCUGAAUGCGACCCAGCCUGCAACCCCCAAAAUGGAUUCUGCGAGGAUGACAAUGUUUGCAGGUGCCAGCCCGGCUGGGAGGGCCCCCAGUGUGACCAGUGCAUGACCUCCCCCAGCUGUGCUAAUGGAGUCUGCAAGGAACCCGGAGACUGCAUCUGCAAGGAUGGCUGGGAUGGGGAGCUCUGCGACAUAGAUGUGAGGGCUUGCACCUCAACCCCCUGCGCCAACAAUGGAACCUGCGUGGACCUGGAGAAAGGCCAGUACGAAUGCGCCUGCAUCUCUGGGUUCACUGGAAAGGACUGCCAACACAAAGCUGGACCCUGCGUGAUCAAUGGGUCUCCCUGCCAGCAUGGGGGCGCCUGUGUGGAUGAUGAGGGCCAAGCCUCGCAUGCUUCCUGCCUGUGCCCCCCUGGCUUCUCUGGCAACUUCUGUGAGAUCGUGACCAACAGCUGCAUCCCUAACCCAUGCGAGAACGAUGGCGUCUGCACCGACAUCGGGGGCGACUUCCGUUGCCGCUGCCCAGCUGGCUUCGUGGACAAGACCUGCAGCCGCCCGGUGAGCAACUGCGCCAGCGGCCCGUGCCUGAACGGGGGCACCUGCCUCCAGCACACCCAGGUGAGCUACGAGUGUCUGUGCAAGCCCCCGUUCAUGGGUCCCACGUGCGGGAAGAAGCGCGGGGCCGGCCCUGUGCAGGUCACCCACCUGCCCAGUGGCUACGGGCUCACCUACCGCCUGACCCCCGGGGUGCACGAGCUGCCAGUCCAGCAGCCCAAGCACCGCGUCCUGAAGGUGUCCAUGAAAGAGCUCAGCAAGAGUACCCCUCUCCUCACCGAGGGACAGGCCAUCUGCUUCACCAUCCUGGGGGUGCUCACCAGCCUGGUGGUGCUGGGCACCGUGGCCAUCGUCUUCCUCAACAAGUGCGAGGCCUGGGUGUCCAACCUGCGCUACAACCACAUGCUGCGCAAGAAGAAGAACCUGCUGCUGCAGUACAACAGUGGUGAGGAGCUGGCGGUCAACAUCAUCUUCCCAGAGAAGAUCGACAUGACCACCUUCAGCAAGGAGGCUGGCGACGAGGAGAUCUAAGCAGCGUUCCCCCCCAA